Molecule: messenger RNA, 831 nt
Organism: Chanos chanos (milkfish)
Lineage: Eukaryota; Metazoa; Chordata; Actinopteri; Gonorynchiformes; Chanidae
Product: phospholipid phosphatase 6-like
Exons: 2
Coding region: 1-831 (276 amino acids)
Molecular function (GO): sphingosine-1-phosphate phosphatase activity
Source: RefSeq, a predicted model, not a curated record
AUGCUGUCACCGAGACCGAAAAGGAAUGGAAGUCGCAGCGGCAGCAUAUUUGGAGCCAGCGGUUCAACGGGCAGUGGCAGAUUUGACUUUGGGUCAGCAGCCAGAUUUCGGACGUUCGAUUGCCCGUCGCGCCGCCGAGCCUCUAGUUGUUCUAACGUCGCCUCCUUGGCAUUUGGAACUAUCCCAACUGACGAUGCUAAACGAUGGAAUCAGUCAUUUUUCACAAUUGCGCUGAGAUCUUUAAUGGCAAUUGAUUUAUGGCUUUCUCGGCGGCUUGGAGUGUGCGCUUGUGAGAGCUCGUUAUUAGGCAGCAUACGGCCACUUGUGAAGCUGACUGAAUUCACAGGACACGGUAUACCGUGGCUGGCAUGUACUGCGUACCUCUUUCUGGUCAGUAAUACAGCAGCGGAGCAGGAGGUUUCGAUAAAUUUGCUGAUGGCGUUAGCACUAGACCGAAUUCUGGCUGGCAUAGUGAAAGCACUGGUAUGUCGUUACUGGUCAGCUCCCAGUCGCUCUGACAACUUUUCCACUGUCCCACUGGAUCGCUGCACCCUCCCAUCUGGCCUUGCCACACGAGCGACCAUGUGUGCCCGCUUCCUGCUGGCCCACCUGGUGGUGGAUGCCCCACUCCGUGUCCUUGUCCUGUCCUGGGCCACUCUGGUAGGCCUGUCCCGGGUCCUACUGGGUCAGAACAAUGUGACGGGCAUGGUGUUUGGUCUGUGCAUAGGAUAUUGCCAGUACAGCCUGGUGGAGAGGUUCUGGGUGCCCCUGGACUGGCUCCAGGACAUACUGUAUACGGUGAUGGGAGAGAGCCAGGCAAUGAGGGGAUGA